AUGGCCUCGAUCAUGUUUACCGCUGUCCACAUCCUUCUCCCCAUCCUUCUCCCCAUCCUGUACCAUCUCAGGAUGCCCUUCGUGUGGUUCGCUACUGUCCAAGCGCUUCUUUCGAACCUAGAUGGCACGAUUAGCUCCAAUUCCUUUUUUAUGCUCCGAGUUCUUGUUGCAUUCCUCGGCGGUCUCGUGGAUACUCUGAGCCCUAUAUUACUCCGAUAUUUGCUCAACAUCUUCAACUGGCGAAUGGGCAAGAUGGCCUCGAUCUUGUUGUUCGUUCUCUACUUCCUUCUCUCCAUCCUGUAUCAUAUCAUAAUGGCCUUCGUCUGGUUCGCCAUGGUCAAAGCGUUUCUUCCCAGCCUCGAGGGCAAGAUCAGCCCUCAUUCGUGCUAUAUGCUCCAGGACUUUUUCGCCCUCCCUGACGAUCUCGUGGACAAGAGAAUUCUUUCCAUAUUGAGCACGCUCCAGGCUCUCCUUGCCGCCGCCGGGUAUUUUACGGAUAAGAUUAUUCUUUUCCUGUCCUACAUCAUCGCCAACCUCGCCAUCCUCGCCUCGAAAGCCCUCUCCUUUGUCCCGUUUAUCGGUGUGUUGCUAGUUUUGUCCUACCUUUGGGUACAAUCGGGAUACACCGGACCAAAUUUGAAUCGGGACAAAGAGAGGCUUGAGACCGAGUACUGUGCGCCUGGCUUGUAUCUAUCCUCCAGCCAAAUCGAGAGCGAGAGACCUGUUACAUCUCCCACAGCCCUCCCGAACUCAAAUCCUCGCCGUGCCAAAGACACAGGGCGUCUUAGCACCAAAAAGAUGCGAGUAGAUCUCAAGAAGUGCCAGCAGGACCAUGAGGCAACGAAAGCCUCCGGACAGGCUCAAGCGCUCAUGAUCAAGGACCUUGAGUCUGCCCGGGCCGAGGCACGAGCCCAAGUCCAGAAGCUCGAAUUCGAAAACAGGAAGGGCGACCACAAGAUCAGGGAUAUCCAAAAGUUCUGCGGCGAGCACGUCCAGAAGGUGAACGAGAUGAACACCUACCUUCGCAUGGAAGCUGCCAAGAGCGAUGCCGAGAACAAGCAGCUCAAGGAGGGCAUGCGAUCCGAAAAAACUAGGGUUGAGAAGCUUCAGUCCGAGAUGAAGAUUCUUCAAGUCCAAAAUUCCCAGUUUGCUCGCGAGAAUGCCAGCCUCAAGAACGGCAUGGCCAGGCUACAGGAGGUGUGCAGGAGUGCCGGGGAAGUCAAUCCCCAGGCCGGCCCCUCUAAGCCUAAGUCACUGUCGGGGCAGCUGAUAUCUCAGGCCGAGAAGCGCCAGUGGGUGGUCACGAAGCGCAAGCGGGUGGAUUACAGUAAGCGACUGAAGUCAGAAGAGGCCAAGCAUUGGUCUCGGGCCAAAAAGCUCCAGUCCCAAAACACCCAGCUAGUGGCCGACAAAAUCGAACUGGAGUCCCAAGUCUCCGAACUUCUGACGAUGAUCUCGAAUGCCGAUACCCAGGCUAGAUCAUCUGAAAGUUUAGGGAUACUCCAGUCCGAGGUUGCCGACCUCAAGCGCCAACUCGCCCAGGUGGAGGCUAAAAAGGCCGAACUGGAGUCCCAAGUCUCCAAUCCUCAGCCGAUGGUCUUGAAUGCCGACGGGGGUAUCACCCAGCCGGCUAGAUCACUUGAAGAUAGGAAGAUGCUUCAGUCCGAAGUCGCCGAACUCAAGCGCAAACUCGACCAGGGGGAGGAGAAAGCCACCAAACGGGUGCGGGGACUCGAGGCUGAAGUACAACGACUCAAUUCUCUCGGACUAGAGCUUGAGUCCAAGUACAAUACCCUCUGUCGCGACGAUGAGACCCGCCGUCACGACCAUGAGGCCCUUCAUUCCACCCAUGAGACCCUUUGUUCCGCCCACAAGGCCCUUCAUUCCGACCAUGAGGCUCUGAAGAGCCGAAUGUCAACCCCAAACAUCAACAUAGGGACCAUGACCAUGGCCGAGUCCAGAGACGAGAUAAUCUCGGGGAUGGAGAAGGAGAUAGAGGAACUCCAGUCCAAGUUGUCCUCCCAGGACAAAGAGAUGGAUAACCUCAAGUCCGAGUUGACGGGAGUGAAAUCCUCCCAGGCUAAUAGCGCGAGCCAAGCGGGGGCGAGUGAUAUGCAACUCCGGAUCGAACUUGAUGAGUGCGAGGAGAAAAUUGCAGCGCUGCAGACGGAGAUCGAAAGGCGAGACAGUGAAACCAAAGCACUGGCGCAGGGAUUCGACAAGAAAACCGAAGCGCUGAAUUGUGAGCUGAAUAAGCGAGAGGAGCAAAACAAAGCGUUUGAGCGUAAGCUUAAGUUCAAAGAAGCCGAGAUAGAGCGUGAACUACGCCUCAGAGAUACCGAGGCGAAGAACCGCGCCAGUGCGGUCGAGAUGGAGCGACAAUUCUUCAAAUCUACCGGAGAAGAGCUCACUCGACGGUCAGGCGAGGUUGAGCGUUUCCAAAGUCUGUGUGAUCAGCUUCACCGGUGCGUCGAUGCAAUGGAUGGGCAGCUAGGAGGCCUUGCCGAAGCAGCAGACAACCAGAAGAAAUUCCAGCGAUUAAUCGAGUACGACGAGUGGAAGGAUACUCUCAAAUCGACUGAGAAGAAAUGGCGGGAAAACGAAGCUGUACUGAAAUUAUCUUCGUGGGAGUCUUCUCCCUGGUAA
This is a messenger RNA of Penicillium cosmopolitanum, 2646 nucleotides long. RefSeq lists its product as uncharacterized. The transcript is spliced from 3 exons. NCBI's taxonomy places the organism in Eukaryota, Fungi, Ascomycota, Eurotiomycetes, Eurotiales, Aspergillaceae. The record is from RefSeq and is a predicted model, not a curated record. Bases 1 to 2646 code for a protein of 881 amino acids.